Messenger RNA from Poecilia reticulata (guppy), 684 nucleotides. The record is from RefSeq and is a predicted model, not a curated record. NCBI's taxonomy places the organism in Eukaryota, Metazoa, Chordata, Actinopteri, Cyprinodontiformes, Poeciliidae.
ACGAUGCAGAAACGACAGAACAGGAGAAGAUACCCUGAACAUUUUAAGGGGCGUCACCUAAACCUAACAGAUCUGAAAACGGAAAGUUUAAAAAUUGGUUUGAGCAGUAACUACCUGUACAAAACAAACAUCCCAGAAUAUCCCAAACCAGAGUUCCAUGUGAGUCAUCUGAAACAUGAAACUACACAAUUAGGGCUACAUGGGAUCAGGGGGGAUGGAGGUUUCAGACCUCUAAAUGGAGGAUCCCUGAUAUGGUGGAGCCUGGCUGUGGGACAAGACGAGAUAAAUAAUGCAGAGAAGAGGCUCCUGGAAAAGAGUUUGUCAGAGCGGGAGAGGGUGGCUCCUGAGCAGCAGAGGUUCCUAUGGAAGUUUGCCACGUCUCCAGCCUUCAAGGAGACGUCCCGGCUGGGCUCCUUCCGCUUCACCUUCCCCCUGCAGGAGGUGCUGAAUGCCUACAGACACCAGAUUUGUUCUGGAGCUCAUCCGGUCAUGCGGGUUUAUGAGACUGUACUAUACACACAGGAAGUGAUGUAUACUGUUCUGGUUCACAGUCCAGACGAGACUGUGAAUAAGAAGUUUUCAGAAUAUCCUCUACUGACCCGAGACGACCCGAACGGCAUCUGUGUCAACAACGAUGAACAUUUUAUCUGGAGGUCAGAGGCCAUGUGCGAGACUCACUGGUAA